CGAUUGGCUCCUUCCUUCCCCCGCAACGUCACGAGGACGACAUAAAGCAUGAACCAGCAAGCAGAACUUUCUCACUCGAGGGACAAGCCUCUGAAGACCGCCAAGAUGAAAGUCCAGGACAUGUCAUUCAAGGUAGGGCAGGAGUUUAAAGUCCGAGUCAAACCCAACGAUGACUGCGCCAGCUUUGCACUCAACAUCGGCCAUGAUUCCGAGAACAUUGCGAUGCACUUCAACCCCCGCUUCGACGCCGCGGGAGACCAGAACACCGUCGUCUGCAAUUCCAAGUCCGGGGGGAGCUGGGGUGAAGAGGAACGAGACAUGAACUUCCCCUUUGUGCGUGGAGAGGAGUGCAAGUUUUACAUCAACUUCAACAUGGAGCAGUUUUACAUCAAACUUCCCGACGGCAGCAUGAUGAACUUCCCCAACCGUCUGGGAGACGUCAAGUACAAGUUCUUCGACGUCACUGGCGACGCAAGGAUCGUGGGGAUCAAGAUCCAGUAGAGGAUGAACUCCUCUCAACAUCUUCUGAUCUGCCGGUUGGAGAAAUGAUCCGUUUCAGAGUCGCUGAGUCCGGCCGGUGUACUUCCGAUUGCUUGCUGAGAAACAACUGUGUUGCAAUGACGAGAAAAGGUCUGCAGAUGGCGCCAGAUCAUAUCUUAUUUCACGGCUUUCCCCCUUACGGCUCGUCAGUAAAUCGCCUGGUUUCUUCAAUAAAACCUAAAAAAGGACAAGUUUGACUUUCUUUUUGCUUCACUUAAAAUUUUAAUGUACACUCAUAAUUAAAACAUUAUUACAGGUUAUCUAAUCACAAUUGUACACAAAGUUCACAGGAUAUCUGACAUAUUUACAAUGUAAAGGCAGAUAAAUUUGCUGGCAACCCUGAAAGAAAUGCGUAAUGAAAACCCUGCUCAAUAGCA
This is a messenger RNA of Poecilia latipinna (sailfin molly), 917 nucleotides long. RefSeq names its product lectin, galactoside-binding, soluble, 2b (gene lgals2b). The coding region runs from base 49 to 501 and encodes 150 amino acids. The transcript has 4 exons. The record is from RefSeq and is a predicted model, not a curated record. Gene Ontology annotation, molecular function: galactoside binding; carbohydrate binding; laminin binding. Lineage: Eukaryota; Metazoa; Chordata; Actinopteri; Cyprinodontiformes; Poeciliidae.